Molecule: messenger RNA, 1070 nt
Organism: Rotaria sp. Silwood1
Lineage: Eukaryota; Metazoa; Rotifera; Eurotatoria; Philodinida; Philodinidae
Source: the annotation of a GenBank genome assembly
GCCAAAACAAUAUUCUGUCUUAAUGUAAAUAUAAAUAUGCUCAUUUGUUAUAUUUAUUUUUCAGUAAAAUAUUGAAUCAUUUUACUCUAUUAGUUAUUAAUUAUGAGCGUGUCAUAUUUGUCAGAUAUCAUUUAUCUUGUAAUUACCAAAAGAUAAUAUGGUAUAACUCAAGUAAAUAUCAUGCCAGUACAUAUCCAACUAUCAAACUGCUCCUAUUGUUUGAGACUAUCGCCAUUGGAUAGUGGUUGAACUAUGAGUAAAGGGUCACUGAGAACCUGAAUAAGUGAAAUUUCAAGCUAAUGUUUUCUUCGUAAACCGACCAUAUAAUUACUAGAAAUUCUUUAAUAUUUGAGCCAGAGUGAACGCUUCCUGGUUCAGUUAUUCACAUUUUAAAGAAACAACUAUUUUGGACUAUAUUUCAAAAAUAUGAUAUUAUCAUACUAAAACUCAUCUCUCAAUCAAGAUAGGUUUGUUCUGGUUCAAACUUUGAGAAAUUUCUAUUGACAAUAAAGCUUGUCAUUAGAUACAUCACAUCCAUAUCUACAAGCCUGUACAAUCAGGUUUUUGAUUUAGUUCUACUGAAGAGUUUGAAAAGAGGGCUAUAUUAUAAAAACCCUUGUUCUGUUUUGUAGAUGCUGGUAAGAUGUGUCGAAUGAGCUCUAUGGUUGCAUAUUUACAGAAUAAUGAAAAAGUAUCAGGCUUAUUAGAAGAAAAUAUAUGCAUCCAGUCUCUGUAAAUUGUCUAGUGUUUAUGAUUGGAAUUCAUAAACCAAGAAAUAAUUCAAUGAAGUCUUAUAAUCACUUCUUAUUUAGGUAAAUAAAUUUAUGGAAAUUUCUAAAUCACAAGAAAAUGCCUUAGUAAAAAAACAUCAUGUACAAAAUAAUUUAGAAAAAAAAUUAUGUAUAACAGCAACUGAUCUUUCUCAAUUACUUAAUCAUGUUCUUAAACUUGAUCGUCUCAAACAUAUCAUUGAUAUGAUGACAAUAAUGAAAAACUAUAUACAUUUACAUCCAAUAAAUACAUUCAAUGCACUCAAACCAUUAAAAUUAGAAUGUAAAUAUAAUAAAUAG